GACAUGGGCGCCAACAUCGGGGUGUACACAAUGUUUGCUGCCGCCAGCGGCGCCACAGUUCUGUCCGUGGAGAUGUUGCCCGUCAACGUCCAUCAGAUCCAAAACUCUCUGGCGGUCAGUGGACUGAGUGACCAGGUGACCUUGGUCAACAACGCCCUCUACAGUGACCACCGCUCGCUCACAGCCAACUUCAUCCGUGGUAACGUCGGAGCGACACACCUGAACGUGUCUAAAACAAACUUCGCUCGCUACGGCAUGAAGGAGGACAACAGUCACACUGUCACAGUAAACACCAUCUGUAUCGACGACCUGAUCCCUUUGCUCAAGUCCAAAAAGGUCUUUAUCAAGAUCGACAUCGAGAGAACCGAAGCUAAAGCGCUGUCAUGUGCUCACAAAUUCUUUGACCAAGUGGAUGUGCGGGCGAUUCAAAUGGAGUGGUUGGCGAAGUCGAACGAUGAUAUUGUAAGGGUCAACAAGUUUAUGGAGGAGCAUGGCUUUAAAUCGUCCAAGAGCGCCUUGAAAUACAUCCCACUGAGCACGGCUGUAGGGGCGUACCCGGGGAUGGAUGUGUAUUUUAUCAAAGUCUGAUUCUGCGUCAUAAUAGAAGUACCAAGAACAAUCACACACACAAACACACACACACACACACACACACACACACACACACACACACACACACACACACACACACACACACGGCAUUGUCUGAUAUUC
Aplysia californica (California sea hare) is the source of this 714-nucleotide messenger RNA. RefSeq lists its product as uncharacterized. The record is from RefSeq and is a predicted model, not a curated record. Lineage: Eukaryota; Metazoa; Mollusca; Gastropoda; Aplysiida; Aplysiidae.